AUGUCAUCGAUUCAGACGCUUUUCCUACAAUGCGGCUCUUCUUCAAUUCCUUCUUUCCCGUCCUCUUCUUCGCUGAAUCCUCGCGUUUCUGUAAAAUUUAACGUUUCUUGUUCAUGUUUGCCGUUGCCGGUGACUGUCGUUAAUGGAAAUGUAGACAAAGCAGCUCCGGAGAGGAAUGAAAUUCGCCUCGGUUUGCCAAGUAAAGGUCGAAUGGCGGCCGACACUCUCGAUCUUCUCAAAGAUUGUCAGCUGACAGUGAGGCAGGUGAAUCCUCGGCAGUACGUAGCCGAAAUUCCUCAGCUCGCAAAUUUAGAAGUAUGGUUUCAGCGGCCAAAAGACAUUGUACGAAAAUUGGUUUCAGGAGAUUUAGACCUUGGUAUUGUUGGUCUUGAUACAGUUAGUGAAUAUGGACAGGGGAACGAAGAUCUAAUCCUUGCUCAUGAUGCACUUGAGUAUGGAGAUUGUCGUUUAUCUCUUGCAAUACCAAAAUAUGGGAUUUUUGAGAAUAUAACUUCAUUAAGGGAGCUAGCACAAAUGCCUCAGUGGACAGCGGAUAAACCUUUGAGAGUUGCCACUGGAUUCACUUAUCUGGGUCCUAAAUUUAUGAAAGAAAAUGGAUUGAAGCAUGCUACUUUCUCAACUGCUGAUGGAGCACUGGAGGCAGCUCCUGCGGUGAGAAUUACUUCUUUACUAUAUAAUUUGAUAGGGUUACUAUCCUUUGUGGAAGCAUGA
Molecule: messenger RNA, 732 nt
Organism: Ilex paraguariensis (yerba mate)
Lineage: Eukaryota; Viridiplantae; Streptophyta; Magnoliopsida; Aquifoliales; Aquifoliaceae
Source: the annotation of a GenBank genome assembly